Molecule: messenger RNA, 944 nt
Organism: Trametes versicolor FP-101664 SS1
Lineage: Eukaryota; Fungi; Basidiomycota; Agaricomycetes; Polyporales; Polyporaceae
Product: alpha/beta-hydrolase
Exons: 7
Coding region: 68-895 (275 amino acids)
Molecular function (GO): hydrolase activity
Source: RefSeq, a predicted model, not a curated record
CACGUCUUUAAGCACCCAUAGACUGAAUAGGCCGCUGGGACAAGCUCUACAGAACGACAAGCAACUCAUGGAGGCAACCAGCACUGCCCAGUCCGACCAGUCCGUGAAGUCGCCCUUCGAAGAGUAUCAAGAUCUGCUCCUCCCUCCAGCAUCCACAUAUAGGUUUCGGGACGAGACGGUAGUGGUAGACGGCGGGGAGAUCAUCGUCCGAUCCGUCAUCCCCGUCGUGGAUAAUGAGAGCGAGACGUUCCCUGUGCUCUUACAUGUACACGGAGGAGGACGAGGUGCUGGCAACAUCGAUCUCGACGACUUCUUCCUGCGCAAGCUGAGCGUCGAUCUCAAACUGUCCACUGUGAAUGUCAAAUACCGUCUCGCCCCGGAGUACCAAUUUCCGACCGCCUUGAACGAUUGCAUGGCCGCGCUCAAAUGGGUAGUCCAGAACACGCCCCUCCUUAAAGCGGAUCUCACCAAGGGCUUCCUCGUGGGCGGACACUCAGCUGGGGCAAACCUCGCAGCGGUUGUUGCGCACGCUGCUCGGGACGACCCUUUCUUUACUGGGCCUGGGCGGCAGCUCACCGGGCAGAUCAUUCGCGAGCCCCUCGUCAUUCAUUCGGACGUGCAUCCCGACGAACUGAAGCCAUUCUUGCAAUCAAUGAGAGAGAACGCGGACGUGCUGUACCCCUCGUACUCUGGUGUGCCUCGUGCAUUCGUGCAAGGCAUGGAGCCCAGCGACCCGCCGCGCGAUGAUGCCCGGGAGUACGCACGCGCUCUGCGCGCUGCGGGCGUCGCGGUUCGCCACAUCGAGUAUCCGGACCCUGGGAUCAACCCGGCUGCGGGAGUGAAGGUACACGAGGACCUCCUGCAGGGGAUCCGGUGGCUGCUUGAGGAGGCGUAGACCUCAGACGGCGUAAAUAAGGCUGAAUACAUAUUGUACUAUCAGAAGC